Nannospalax galili (Upper Galilee mountains blind mole rat) is the source of this 4454-nucleotide messenger RNA. It is a transcript of the gene Rtl6, whose product is annotated as retrotransposon Gag like 6. The transcript has a single exon. The record is from RefSeq and is a predicted model, not a curated record. Lineage: Eukaryota; Metazoa; Chordata; Mammalia; Rodentia; Spalacidae. The coding region runs from base 29 to 748 and encodes 239 amino acids.
UCAUCUCGGUUCUCCAGCCUUGGCUAGCAUGGUCCAACCGCAGACCUCCAAAGCCGAAAGCCCGGUGGCAGCCGCGGCAGCCAGCGCGCAAGUAGACGACGUUAUUGACACCUUGACCUCCCUGCGCCUCACCAACUCCGCUCUGAGGCGCGAGGCCUCCACGCUGCGCGCAGAGAAGGCUAACCUCACUAACAUGCUGGAGAGCGUGAUGGCCGAGCUGACCCUGCUGCGCACCCGGGCGCGCAUCCCCGGGGCUCUGCAGAUCACACCGCCCAUCUCCGCCAUCGCCUCCAACGGAACCCGACCCAUGACCACGCCGCCCACCUCGCUGCCUGAGCCCUUCUCUGGAGACCCCGGCCAGCUGGCUGGGUUCCUCAUGCAGAUGGAUAGAUUCAUGAUCUUCCAGGCCUCCCGCUUCCCUGGUGAGGCCGAGCGAGUGGCCUUCCUCGUGUCCCGACUGACUGGGGAGGCCGAGAAGUGGGCCAUUCCGCACAUGCAGCCGGACAGCCCUUUGCGCAACAACUACCAGGGCUUCCUGGCUGAGCUCCGCAGAACCUACAAGUCCCCUUUGCGCCACGCGCGGCGUGCCCAAAUCCGGAAGACUUCUGCGUCCAAUAGGGCAGUGCGAGAGCGGCAGACGUUGUGCCGCCAACUGGCCGCAGCUGGCACAGGACCUUGCCCAGUGCAUCCCGCUUCCAGCGGGACCAGUCCUGCACCAGCCCUGCCCACUCGCUCCCGGAACCUUUAGGGAUCUGCCACCACCUGGGGAGCUAGAUUACUGCCGAGAAAGGUCCAUACAAUAGCAUCACCCUGUUUGCAGACGCCCCCUUCCUGCCUCUCCUGUUUGCCGACACCAGGAUGAGGUCCUGCUAUCCACCCUCAUCUACCUUACUGUGCGUCCUUGUUAUGAGCUAGCUCCAGCCUCGACUCAGUGCAUGCCCUCACUUUUUGUUGCUCGCAGUUACUUCAGUGAUCACACACAGCUCCUUGGACGUGUAUCUUUUAGCAACCAUUUGGACUGACCAUCUCUGCCAGCUCGGUUUACAGACAGCUUCUGCUCCUGCAUUCUCCAAAACCACAUGGACCAUCACCAUCAGCUGCUCCCUCCUGGUUGCCUGGUAUGGCUGAGGAGGUCUGGGUGGGAAGAAGCCAGGUCUGCCAGGCAGGUGACUGACUUGUUUUGGAAUCAGCCUGCUCACUGGCUGCUUGGCAAGGUGACCAGGCACUCACUACAUUCCAGGGUUCUUUUCUUCUGGGAAGGAACUUGUACUACAUUGCACCCCACUGCUGUUGCUAGAUGGCCUGGCCCUUUGCAGGCAUCACUUCCUGCCUCUCCUGGUUCAUGGGGGUCCAAAGGAAGCCUUUCCUGUUCCUGCCUGCCCAUGACUGCCAGUGUUCACAUGGCAUCAGGAGUUGGGGAGGUCUAGCAUUUGUCUGCCAAGUUUAAUUAUAGACAUGGGACCCUGGGCAGUUCCCUCAGGCUGCCAUAGGCACCAGGUUCCUGACACCCAUGCCUCAGAGCUGUGAAAGUUUGAGGGGGAUACUGGUGACCCCAUUUGCUGCCUGGAUUUCCAAGUGACAGGUUCAUAAGCUGUUGGUGUUGGCUUAUGGGGCCCAUGUUGCUCUGUGGUGGGCCUCCAACCGGAGACCCUUCCUUUCUCCAUCCAGGGGCCACAUGGCCUGCAGCUCAGCUUCUCAGCCACCCACACCAUCUCUAGGGCAUCCAAGGAACUGAUUAAACUUGCCCUCUCCAUGCCUAGGCUUAAGGUCUACCCUUGGUCUAAGAACAAAAGACUUCUCGCCAGGGCCCGCUCUUCUGGGCGGCAGCGAGCACCUGUGGCAGAGGGCGUUGGGCCUGUGGCUCCCCAGGUAGGAUCUAUGUGGUCCUCAUGUGGGAACAUGUCCUAAUUCUGAGGGAGAAAGAAAGCUUUACCUCAGGGUGGGCCUUGGCUUCCUCACAGAAGGAUGACGUGGAAAUUAUACGGAGACUUGGCCAAGCCUUUGGACUGUGAUGUUCCCACCAUAUUUCAAUGCCAAAUGUACGGUUUACAUGACCAUCUGGCCCCUUGGGUGAGAUGGGUGUCUCUCCUGGGCUCUCCUUCUAGUGUCUGUGUGGCCAUGACUUGAUCACAAAAAGACCAACUCUGUACCCACCAAAAGGUAUCCCCUCUGGGGAGCCCAGAGACUGAGGCCUAGAACCUGGCCUCUUCCAGAGAGUUCCUGUGUGGCUGGGAUUCCAAAGCAGCCACCCUUGCAAGGCCAGGGUCUUCAGAGGUUGCUGGCCUUGCAGUCCAUUGCCACCAACUUCUUCCCUCUUAGCCCAGCUUCCCUGCUGAACAGCAGCCUAGACCCAGGCUCCGCUGGACCAUGGUGCUUCAUAAGUGCGUGUGUGAGGACUGCCAGCAGGUUCCCUUGGGGGCGGGACUGUGAGGGCAGGUAUCCAGUGUGCUUGGAGCUUACCUGUGUCCAGUAGCUGAGGUCAGGCCUCUACCUGACAAUGGAGGGGUCCCUCAGUGGAGGUAUACCACACCUGGAAGACUGCUCUGUAGUCCACCCAGUCAUGGGAGGAGGCCCAGUGGCAGGGCAAGGCAUGUGUGGAUGCCAUGUUUGUCUCAGAGUUUUCAUCUGACUCCAGGGCUAGAGCCGUACAGGCUGGUCUCCCUGUGCACAGGGCCAUCCCACCGACUGCGCUGGUCUACACUCCCAACUCCUAAGCCAUUGCUUCAGGUGAUCUCACUGUUUUGCUUAUUGGGCCUGUGGUUACAGGCCUGGGGCAGUGCUGUUGAGCAGUCAGGACCUUCUCCAUAGCUGCCUGUGGCUUGGAGCCUGGAGGUGUAAGAGACUGGCAGUGUGCCCUCCACCCUAGAUGUGCAAGAACACUGCUGUGGGGCUGCUGCGGAGACGCUUCUCCUGGCUCUAGGGGGGCAUGCUAGUCCCAGAACUGAAAUAAAACCCAAAUUCGUGCAGCCGAGGGAGACUGUGGUGUCUGGACAUCAGACUGAAGACAAAGGGGAGGGGGAGGCUUUGUACAUAUUUUGGGGUUAUAAUCUCUCAAACUCAUAAGAGAACAGGCAGUGGAUUAUGAGGGACAGUGGAGGGUUCCUGUGUGUAUUGACUGUUGGAACAGGAUUGUGACUGUCUCCGUGGCCACCCCAUCUGGUAAGCAAGGCUCACUGCAUUCCAGAGUCUAACUGAAGAUAGGAUUUGGCAUAGGGGUGACUCUCCCCCCAGCCUAGUGGAUAAUGUGAAUUUGGGGUUAGCUUCGUGGCCCAAAGCAUGUAGUGACUUUGAGGAAAUGGCGAAGACUCACCUCCUUAGCCUCGGGUGGAUAUGUGACAGUGUGAAUACAUUCCUUUCAUCACCGAGGACAGGGCCACAGCUCAAUGAGCGGCCCCGAGUGUCGGCCUGCCAGGGAAGGCUGACAGGAAAGCUGGCGCAGGCUGAGGCUGACUUAGGGGCAAGCCCGGGGAUAGGCUGGGAUGCCCUUGAGGUAGGGCUUUGGGUGACAGGCCCGGCUGUACACCCCGACUGGUAAGACCAGUCUCCUCUGCCUGGGAGGUUCCGGUUAGGGCUUUGUAAGGACAUUAGGACACGAGGCUCUGGGGUUAGGUCAAUAGACCCCCUUCCCAGUGGCCUGGAGGUGGAGCGGGCCUCAGGCCACUGGGAAAGUCCUGUGAGCUGAGCGUUUAUUUUUGACACUGGAGACCUCAUGUUGGAUGGCCUAGCCCAAAGCCGGCAGAGCUAGGUCAGCACCACCAACAGCUUUCCACAGGCAGGCCCAGCAGACGGAGCCUUUCCACGCUCCGCAUCAGCACGUAGUAGGAAAGUUUGGGCGAUCAGGGAAAGGAAAGAAUGAGUUCAGAGUUGACAUCUUCCAGUCCCCUGGCCCCAUUGGUUUUUAUUUGUUUGUUUUUGUUUUCUUUUAACCUUUACCACACCACAGUACUGCUGGUGGGACCCUGUGUGUGCACAUGACACACAUGACUCCGACCUGACCUUGAAUGGCUGUGAGCUGUCCCUGCAGGUUGAAGUGUAGUCCACUUCAGCAUCAGAAAUUGUGACUGAGUGUCAGGUUUCCUCCCAAGGGCAAAUUGGGACAGACUCCUGAGGUGGGGUUCUUGGAUUAAAGAUCAUGGGCCCUCUGAGCCUUUUUAUCACUUACUGACAAAAUGGUCUAGAAAUCUCUGCGUCCAUUACACUGCCACCAGCAAGGGCGAGUGUGUCCUGAUUCAGGGUCUUCCCACCGGGCUGAGCCAUUUGCUGAUUUGAUAAUGGGAACAAUAGCAUGUUUUAAGUCUGAAUCUUUGAUUUCUAGCUUGUUGAACGUCUUCUCACACCGGUAGUCACACUUCCUCUCUUGCGAACCAUCCCUGUCCUUUUGCUCUGUCAACAGGUCUGUCCAGUUUAUAUGAGCCCUGUAUGUAAAUAAAGAUACUAACCUGACAUGUGCUGUA